Molecule: messenger RNA, 1291 nt
Organism: Bactrocera tryoni
Lineage: Eukaryota; Metazoa; Arthropoda; Insecta; Diptera; Tephritidae
Gene: Sec20
Product: vesicle transport protein SEC20
Exons: 2
Coding region: 126-812 (228 amino acids)
Biological process (GO): retrograde vesicle-mediated transport, Golgi to endoplasmic reticulum
Cellular component (GO): endoplasmic reticulum; SNARE complex
Molecular function (GO): SNAP receptor activity
Source: RefSeq, a predicted model, not a curated record
CCACACUAAUUGGCAAGAAGAAGAAGAGCAGCAAAAGUUUUUACGUUUUAUUAUUUAUUUUCUGCGUCAAAUAAUAGCAAUUUAGAUAGUAAAAUAAAUCAAGAAGUACAUACAGUUUAAUUGAAAUGGAUAUUCAAAAGUAUACAUUGCAGUCAAUACGACAAGAUUUGAUUGAUAACAAUCUACAGGUCAAAGCAAUAAUACAGGAUAUAUUAACAUAUCGUGGGAGUAUUCACGAAUUGGAAGCGUUAAAUGAAGCUGGCCGUGCUAAAUUGGCGGCCUUGCGUAAAAGUAUACAACACCUCGAUGACUGGGCGCGAGAUACUGGCGAUGCCGAGUUGUGCAAGGAGGUGGACUCGCACAGAGAUCAGUUUUCCAAAACAUUGCAAGCAUUUCGUAAAGCGAAUAUUUCGACACGCAUAGAAAUUGAAAAGGCUAAUCGAGAGGAGCUAAUGGCUAUAACGGGUGAAAGUGAUUUACGGCAAAGAACAACUGGUGCGGGUUCACGCCAUAAUCGUGGUAGCUUAGUAUCACAGGAGAACAAUGUAACAGAGAAAAUGCUUGCCAUAUCACGACACCUGUCUGAAACAACCCAAAAAAGCGCUAUUACAUUGGAAAACUUGGUGGCGUCAUCGCAAAAUGUAGAAGCGACACGUGAUGAACUGCAAAACACAGCCGGUUCGAUUUCGCAGUCUGGAAAGCUUUUAAAGAAAUAUGGACGUCGUGAGUGUACAGAUAAGAUGUUGCUAUUUUUCGCGUUUGCAUUUUUUCUAGCUUGUGUGCUUUAUAUUGUGCAAAAACGUUUGUUUUAGACGUGAGAAAUGAUUGGUAGCCCCGAUGGCAAUUUACAAAAUGCAUGCGAACUAUUUGUUUAGGGAAAUUACAUUUAAGGCAAUGUAUAGUAAAGGUUAUACUCGUAAUUUAGACAGUGGGAAGGUAUUCUAAAGGGAUGAGAACUUAGUAAUUUAAUAUAAUUUAUAUACUCUUUACGCAUAUAUGUAUAUGUAACUAUAUUAAACAAAUGCAGAAUAUGACGUAUGCAGCAGUUGUACACAUUUACGCUUAAUUUAGCUAAUUUUAACUAGUUCUUACUGUAGUCAUAUUUAAAACUUACGCGAUUUUUUUAUUAUUCUUUUAUCACUAUUUGUUUAAAAAAUUUUGUGAGAAUUUAAAAUUUAAUAUGUAAAAUAUUACAAAAUGCCAAUAGAUUUAUACAGAAAACAAAUGCACAUAAAAAGCAAAACACAAUUCAGUAAUAAAGUAAAACAACUAAAAGUAUGAUUAUAAAAAA